Fusarium pseudograminearum CS3096 is the source of this 873-nucleotide messenger RNA. RefSeq lists its product as uncharacterized. The coding region runs from base 1 to 873 and encodes 290 amino acids. The transcript is spliced from 4 exons. NCBI's taxonomy places the organism in Eukaryota, Fungi, Ascomycota, Sordariomycetes, Hypocreales, Nectriaceae. The record is from RefSeq and is a predicted model, not a curated record.
AUGGCUUCAGAACUCAAUGCUGGUUCCCUCUUCAACGUCGAUGGCGUUGUUGCGGUCGUGACAGGCGGUGCUACUGGCAUUGGCCUCAUGUUCGUCAAGGCUCUGCUCCAGAAUGGUGCUUCCAAGGUAUACAUCGCCGGUAGAAGGAAGGAAAAGCUGGACCAGGUAGCCAGCUCAUUGGGCGACAGGGUCAUUGGGGUUCAGUGCGACGUUACCUCCAAGGAUGACCUUCAGAAUGCUGUGUCACAAAUCGAAAAGGAUGUUGGAUAUAUCAACCUCUUGGUCUGCAACUCUGGCAUUGGAGGACCCCAGGUCAAGCCUAUUACUCCCGAAACGACCUUGGAGGAAUGGGCACAGUCCAACCUCGAUACUGACUUUGAUGCUUACGUCAACACGUUUGCCAUCAACACUGCUUCGGUUUGGUACACCAGCAUGGCUUUCCUCGGGCUGUUGAAGAAGGGUAACGAAAAGACCAAUGUUGAACAGACAUCGCAGAUCAUCGUUACCAGCUCUAUUGCUGCCUUUAACAAGAAGGCUCCUGGUGGUUGGGCUUAUGGACAGUCCAAAGCGGGUGCUGUUCUUGCCGCAAAGCAGCUUGCAGUUGCUUUACCUCAGUGGAACAUUCGUGCCAAUUGUAUCUGCCCAGGCUUAUUCCCCAGUGAAAUGUCGGAGCCAAUUGUCAAGAUGUACUCUGACGAAUCAGGACAACCUGGUGCGAUUCCGACAUCAGUUGCGCCAAUUCGAAGAAUGGGAGACGAGAAGGACAUGUCGGGGACGUUUCUGUAUCUCGCUUCGAGAGCAGGUGGAUAUUGCAAUGGCGCAGUUAUAGUGGUUGAUGGAGGUCGAUUGGGCAACUUUCCCACUACAAACUAG